AUGUCAAAGGGAAUAAAUGGUGGAGAUGUAAAGCGCCGCAAGUUGACGAAUGGCGAUCAACGUUCGAAGUCCGCGUCUCGAAUUUUUGUCCCCUUCAGAACUGUCGGCUUGGUCUGCUCUACACACGUUCCAUUCACAUCCCUCCCUCUCGGGAAGACAACGUUCCAGAUUACCACCUCUGUUGGCCGAUGUCUCCAUACAUACGAUCUUCGGAGGGGCCUCAAUCUUGUCUUCCUGACCCGCCCGCAGACUCCUGCGGAGAUCGCAGCAACAUGUGCGUGGAAAGACAGAGUCUUUGCCGCGUGGGGUGGCCAAGAUGAGGAAGAUGCUGGUAUAUGGGUUUUCAAGAGAGGGAAGAAAGUGGGAGAACUAGAGCCAGUGGGAGGCACUCCAGAAGCAAUCAAGAAAAUAGUAGUGUUCGGUCAAUGGAUCGUUGGCUGCGGCUCGAGACGACUGGAGGUGUGGAAAGCGGACAAUUAUGAGCACUACACCACAAUCACCCCGGUUGGCACCAAGGGUGAUGCUGGCAGCCCACUCACAGGCGAUGUGUGUAGCAUGCCGACGUAUCUCAACAAACUUCUUGUUGGGAAGCGUGACGGAACCGUUGAUGUAUGGAAUAUCAUGACAGCUCUUGAGCCUAGCCCAGCCCUGUCCAUACUUGCAAUAGCGCGAGCAGAUGGCUCAAUCUUGCUCCACGAUAUUGGCAAGGAUAAGGUGGUUCUGAAAUUGAAUGCAAACUCGGGCCGAAAUUCAGCUAUUGACUCUAUAUCGUUUCGCACAGAUGGCCUGGGUGCAAGUGGUGACGACAGCAAGCCAGGACUUAUGGCUACGGCUAGUAAAGGCAGUGGAGAUGUAACUUUUUGGGACCUCUACGAUGGUGGACGGGUCAAGGGGAUCUUGCGUGGAGCACAUGAUCUACCACCAUCUUCGGUAGAUAAUUGUGGGAUCAAUCGCGUCGAGUUCUUGCCGGGCCAAGAUGUCAUAAUCACAAGUGGCAUGGAUAAUACUCUAAAGUCAUGGAUCUUUGAUGCCAAAGCCUUGUCUCCUAUACCUCGCAUCCUACAUUCCCGAGGCGGGCAUGCUGCUCCUGUCACCAAAUUAAGCUUUGUGCCUUCAAAUUCUGAGGGAUCAGACGCUUCAGGGAAGUGGAUUAUGAGUGCCGGUCGAGAUCAAAGUUUAUGGGGGUGGAGUCUUCGGCGUGAUGGACAGAGUACGGAAUUGAGUCAAGGUAAAGUCCGCAGUAAAGCGAAGAAAUUGGGAUCGCUUAGCAAAAGCUUGGAAAACGGAGUCUCGAGUACACUGGAAGAUCUGAAAGCUCCUGAAAUCACCAGUAUUGCUUGCUCAUUGAACCGAGAUGGCGGCAUGGGCGCAGCUGCAGGAGGCGGCAGCGUGUGGACCAACACUACGUCGAAAAAGACGCCCGUCGAUACCUCAGCAAUCAGUAUGACAGGCUGGGAGAGUAUUGUGACUUCUCACAAAGGAGACAGUACUGCAAGGACAUGGUUUUGGGGACGGAAAAAAGCAGGUCGGUGGGCCUUUGAGUCGGGCGACGGGACUGAGGUCACGACUGUUGCUAUUACGGCUUGUGGUACCUUUGCUCUGAUUGGGUCUGCUGGUGGCAGCAUAAGCAUGUUCAACUUGCAGUCUGGCAUCUUAAGACAGAAAUACCCAGCCGCCCUCUCACCUGCGCAAGCCAGGAAGUUGAAAGCCGGCUUGGGCAACGGUGAUACUAAUACAACGAAUAGAUCGACAAAAUUUCCUCCGGGUCUAGGCAAGCACACCAAGGCUAUUACUGGGAUCAUGGUUGAUGCUCUGAACCGCACUGUUAUUAGCUGCAGUCUCGACGGCAAGAUCAAGUUUUGGGAUUUUAUGAAAGGCUUGCUCCAAGAAGAAUUGAAUUGGGCUCCAAUGACUUCCAUAACAUCUCUAAAAUUUCAUCGACAUAAUGAUUUGAUAGCAGCAGCUUGCGAUGACCUAUCCAUUCGUGUUGUAGAUAUUGAGACCAAGAAAACAAUCCGAGAGCUUUGGGGCUGCUUCGGUCAGAUAAGCGAUCAUUGCUUCUCGAACGAUGGUAGGUGGAUCAUCGCAGCUUCAAUGGAUUCCGUCAUAAGAACCUGGGACUUACCUACUGGCCACCUGAUAAACGCAUUUCAGACCGAGAGCCCUUGUACUUCGCUCGCAUUCUCUGAAACUGGAGAAUAUCUCGCAACAGCACAUGCCGAUUCGGUAGGCAUAAACAUUUGGAAUAAUCGAACCAUUUUCACCCACGUCCCAACUCGCCCGAUCAAAGAUGACGAGAUUCUUCCAGCAACAGCUCCGACUUCCUCCGGAGAGGGAGGUCAGGCACUGAUCGAAGCGGCCUUCGACGAUGAUGAAGAAAAGGAAGACGACGAGAAUGAUAUAGACGCGGGUCCAUUACCGGUUGAUGACCUAGCUUCGGAACUUCUCACGCUUAGCUUGGUGCCGAAAUCACGCUGGCAAACUCUGGUCAACAUCGAUCUUGUUCGUGCUCGCAACAAACCCAAAGAACCUCCAAAAGCGCCAGAGAAAGCCCCUUUCUUCUUACCUUCCAUUGACAGUUCUAAGCCGCAAAAAGCCAUCAACGAACCUGCAGGCCAAAACCUCGACGAGCAACUUACACCAGCUGAGCGUUCUCGCAUUAGCAAGGUGGCCACUACCACCUUGAGCGAUUUCACCAAUCUUCUCCGAUUCUCUACCCAAGAUGGUGAUUACAAAGCCUUCAUCAGUCAUCUGUCAGAGCUAUCACCCAGUGCUGCAGACAUUGCAAUACGCACGUUGGAUUUGGCGGAAAUGACAGGUUUCGUUAACGCACUGACGUGGCGAUUGAAGCAGAGACGCGAUUUUGAGCUGGUACAAGCAUGGAUGAACGUCUUUUUAAAGCUGCACGGCGACGUGAUAGCCGGUGGAAGCGAUGAAGCCGGAGAAGAGAAACCAGCUCUUAUAGCGGCUUUGCGAGAAUGGAGAGGCGUGCAGGACGAAGAAAGAAGAAGGCUGCAAAGGCUUGUGGGUUUCAUAAGUGGAACCAUUGAAUUCUUGAGAAGCGGAAGAUAG
Molecule: messenger RNA, 3072 nt
Organism: Bacidia gigantensis
Lineage: Eukaryota; Fungi; Ascomycota; Lecanoromycetes; Lecanorales; Ramalinaceae
Exons: 3
Coding region: 1-3072 (1023 amino acids)
Biological process (GO): rRNA processing
Cellular component (GO): Pwp2p-containing subcomplex of 90S preribosome; small-subunit processome
Molecular function (GO): protein binding
Source: RefSeq, a predicted model, not a curated record